Messenger RNA from Biomphalaria glabrata, 4733 nucleotides. RefSeq lists its product as uncharacterized. Gene Ontology annotation, molecular function: nucleic acid binding. The transcript has 2 exons. The record is from RefSeq and is a predicted model, not a curated record. NCBI's taxonomy places the organism in Eukaryota, Metazoa, Mollusca, Gastropoda, Planorbidae. Gene Ontology annotation, biological process: DNA integration. Bases 116 to 4000 code for a protein of 1294 amino acids.
UAAUAUGUCUUCCCUCUUAAACACUAGUUUGUUAUUUGUGUAACGCAAAUAUUCUACAUGGUGUCAGAAUAAAACUUAAAAAGCUGUCCAGACAAAGGUUUUUAUUAAUCUAAUAAUGGCUUCUUUUUAUUUUGAGCAACCAAUCUUGAAUUGGAAUGCUAAAGAUCUGUAUCAAGAGUUUUUAAGGUUUCAACAGCAGGUGAGCUUUUGUUUCAAAGGACCGUUAGCUGGUGCCGAUAGUAAACAAAAAGCCGGAUGGCUGGGAAUGUGGAUAGGUCAACAAGGCCGUGAAGUUUACAAAAUUCUAAAUAUUACUGAUAGUGAAGAGGGAGAUCCGCAAUUUCUAUUAAAGAAAAUAGAAGACUACAUAAGGCCAAGACAAAAUAAAAGAGCGUCUAGAUUUAGAGCACAUCAGAGAAAGCAGGUAGAAGGAGAAAGUUUUGAUAACUUUGUUAAAGACCUAAAGCUUCUCAUUAUGGACUGUGAGUAUGACAACCCAGACGAUAUGCUUAUUGAUUUGAUUAUUAGUGGAGUCAUACACGAAAAGGUACAAUUAAGACUACUUGACCAGGGACAGAAGUUGACCCUUAGCAAGGCUAUAGAAAUUGGACAACAAUAUGAGAUGUCACAAAGCCAAGUGAAAAUGUUUAGGGGCCAAGAAGUUCUAUCAAUCAAGAGACAGUCACACAAUGUACUCAAGCAGAAGUCUAAAGAAAACUCAGAUAAAUUAUGUAGUAAAUGCGGCAAGAACCAUGAAAAGGGAAAAUGUCCAGCAAUAGGAACCACAUGCAAUUUCUGCAAGAAGAAAAACCACUGGUUUCAAAUGUGCAGAAAAAGACGCAACGUCAAUCUAGUAGAAGAUGACAGUCACAGUGAUGAAAAUAUUAUACCUGUUAGCACUGCAAGUAGCCAGUAUAAAAAGGGUAAUAUUGAGAAUAUCAAUGUCUUUGAAGACAAGUGGACUGUAAAACUAGUCGUGCAUGGCAAGACAUUAAUUUUUCGUAUCGACACUGGUGCAAGAUGUAACAUUCUUGUCAAGUCAGAGUUUGAAAAGCUCAAAGACAAAGUAAAACUUGCUUAUUCAGCAAAGUCGCUCAAGUCUUACUCUAAUCAUGUUAUUAAGACUUUAGGAGCAGUAGUGCUACCUUUGAAAAAUAAUAUCCAAGAGGUGAAAGCAAGGUUUGAGGUAGUAGACAUUAACCAAGAGAACAUUUUGAGUGGUGACACAGCAGAAUGUUUAGGACUACUACAACGGAUAGACAGCAUAGAAUCCAAGGCAGAAGACGAGUUACAAAGAGAGUUUCCUGAAAUGCUGAAAACAACUGGAACACUGCCAGGAGAAUACAAGAUUCAGUUACAGGAAAAUGCUAAAGGAGUUAUCCAUCCACCACGUCGCUUAGCAGCAUCGCUGCGCAAUAAAGUUGAAGAAAAACUUAAAGAAAUGCAAGCUGAUGGAUUUAUUACUCCAGUACAUGAACCUACUGAAUGGGUUAGCUCCAUGGUUGUUUUGUUCAGGAAUGACAAAGUGAGAAUAUGUAUUGAUCCAAAAGAUCUCAAUAAAGCAAUCAGACGGGAACAUCACCCAAUGAAAACUAUUGAAGAUGUGAUCACUAAUAUUCCAGAUUCGAAGAUAUUCUCAGUUCUCGAUGCCAAGUCAGGGUUUAUGCAAAUAAAGCUUGAUAGAGAAUCUUCAUUUCUCACAACUUUCAACACACCUCUGGGAAGAUAUAGAUGGUUACGAUUACCUUUUGGAAUCAAAUCAGCGCCAGAAAUUUACCAAAGAAUUAUGGAUGAAAUGCUUCAAGGAAUUGAAGGAGCAUAUGUCAUCAUAGACGACAUUCUAGUAGCUGGUAGAGAUGUUGAGCAUCAUGAUCACAUUUUGAAACAAGUCAUGCAAAGAGCAACGGAGUACAAUCUAAAGCUGAACUAUGAUAAGUGCAAGAUAAGGCAAAACAGAGUACCUUAUAUGGGCCAUAUCUUGUCAGAGAAAGGUUUAGAACCAGAUCCAGCAAAGAUAAAGGCAAUUAUUGACAUGCCAGCUCCUCAAGACAAAGAUGGAAUCAGAAGAUUUCUAGGUUUAAUUCAGUACCUAGCAAAAUUUAUUCCUAAUCUAAGUCAAGCAGAUGCUCCAAUACGAAAGCUUCUAAAAGAUGAUAUAGAAUUUCAAUGGAAUCAUGAACAAAACAAGAGUUUCAAAGAAUUGAAACAUUUUUGUACAAACCCUCCAGUUUUGUCAUAUUAUAAUGUCAACAAGAACGUAGAGAUAGAAUGUGAUGCAAGUAAAGAUGGACUGGGAGCAGUAUUACUCCAGGAAGGCCGUAUAAUUGCAUACGCAUCAAGAGCUCUCACAGAUACAGAAACAAGAUAUGCUCAGAUUGAGAAGGAAAUGCUCUCAAUUGUGUAUAGUACAAGCAAAUUUCACUGCUACAUAUUUGGUAAGGAAGUAACAGUUUAUAAUGAUCACAAACCUCUGGAGCAAAUCUUCAAGAAACCUCUAUUGUCAGCACCAAUGAGAAUACAGAAGAUGUUAAUAAGACUACAGUGGUAUGAUCUGAAAGUCUGUUAUAGAAAAGGCAAGGAAAUGUUUAUCUCCGAUACACUUUCUCGUGCACAUCUACCAAAUACUGAUACACAGACAUGUGAAUUUACAGAUGAUUCAGUGCAUAUGAUCUCUGUAAGUGAUUCGAAAUACAGUGAAAUUAAAGACUGUACAAGCAAGGAACUUUCAAUGCUUCUGGAAGUAAUUAUGACUGGUUGGCCAGACACAAGAAGCGAGACUCCAAUUGAAGUCAGGCCAUAUUGGGAUUCAAGAGACCAGUUAUCAACUUCGGAUGGUAUUAUAUACAAAGGUCUGAGAAUAGUCAUGCCACCAAGCUUACGUAAAUACAUGCUAAAUCUGAUUCACAAGUCUCACUUAGGAAUAGUCAAGUGUAAGCAGAGAGCCAGAGAAGUCAUGUAUUGGCCAGGCAUGAAUGCAGACAUUGAAGUGACAGUUAGGGAUUGUGGCAGGUGUGCUGAACAUCAGAAUCAAAAUGUGUCAGAACCGCUAAUGCCUACCAAGACACCAGACCUUCCAUACAGCAUGGUUGGGUGUGAUCUGUUUAACUUUGAGGGUAAAAAGUAUGUGCUUCUAGUUGACUACUUCUCAAAGUUUAUUGAUGUCAAAGAACUGUCACAGGAAACUACAUCAGAUAUCAUCGAAGCAAUGAAGAGUAUAUUCGCAUGCCAUGGAAUACCUAGAAAGUUAAGGUCAGAUAGCGGGCCACAGUUGGCUUCAAGGGAAUUCCUGAACUUCUGUAAAUCAUACGGAAUAGAGCAUGAAAUGUCGAGUCCUCAUUUUCAGAGUUCUAAUGGUGAGGCUGAAAGAGCUAUUCAGACUGUGAAGAAACUGUGGAAGAAAAGCGAAGACAAAUUUCUGUCGCUAUUAGACUACAGAACUACUCCACUGAGUAAUAUUAAUUUGUCGCCAGCACAAUUACUCAUGGGACGCCGACCCAGAAAUUUGUUACCUUCUAGCGAGGAAAUACUCACACCUAAGACACCAGAUCUCAAGGUGGUGAAGAAACACUUUGACUCCGAGAAACAGUCUCAGAAACAUUAUUAUGAUAAGAGGAAAGGAGUUAAGAGUCAUAAUCCACCACAAGACGGAACGGCAGUCAGAAUGCAACUUAAUUCUAAGUGGAAACCAGGAACAGUAGUUUCGAAGCAUUCUAAGCCUAGAUCAUAUAAUGUCAAAAGUGGAAAUAAGGUCUACAGAAGAAACAGAAAACACAUCAGAAAGUCUUCUGAGAAAGCAAACAGAUUUGACAACAAUUAUGACUUUCCAGAUGACAUCUCAGAACAACCAGAACCACUAGAUCUAGAGAGUCCAAGAUUACAAACUACACUAGAUUUUGAGCCGCCACUACACACUGCUUCUUCUAACACCUCUAGACCACAUGAACCUUACGUAACACGCUCAGGCAGAAUAGUUAACAAACCCAAGAGACUUGAUUUGUGAAUUGACUUUUUAGUUGACUAGUUUGUUAGUUAUUCUGAUAAAUAGAUUUUCUGAAUUAAAGAAGAGAGAUGUAACAUAAUAGUAUUAUAUGUACAUUUGCACACUAGCGCGUCAGUGCAACACCGCUUGUGUUUACGUAAUAAAUGGAGUUCCUAAUAUGUCUUCCCUCUUAAACACUAGUUUGUUAUUUGUGUAACGCAAAUAUUCUACACACACACUUUUUCAACACAAGCAGACAGACAAUGUUAAACAACAUAUCACAUCCAGUCAUCGUCAAGAAAUCACUGUUUAUGCAGCAAUCCUCUAGAAUCUAGACACUUUUUACAUCUGUCAGACAAAGAACAGAUGUCAGACAUUAUCAGAUCUGCGUGCUUACAUUUCAAAAGAAGCUUCAUGAGAAAAAAUUUCUGUAGAUUGUCUACAAUCCAAGAACAGCUUGAAUCGUGGGUUUCAAACUAGAGUGACAAGCUGUAUUGGCGAAUCACAGUUAACGACUCAUACACUGCGAAAGACAAUAUGCCUAUUACAGUAAAGAAAAUGCCGACCACUUAGAAAAGAAAAGAAUCAUGAUAAUCUACGACUAUUAUCGUAUGUCCAUGAUAACCUCAAACAUAUUGUCUUAUUAUAAAUGUUACCGGUAAAGUACAAGAUCCUGUAUUUUGUUAAAACAUAACACGUAAAGUUUACCUCAGAAACGUUGCUUUUAUUUACUAAUUGAAUUAUAAAGGAAGCA